This is a messenger RNA of Acanthosepion pharaonis, 525 nucleotides long. NCBI's taxonomy places the organism in Eukaryota, Metazoa, Mollusca, Cephalopoda, Sepiida, Sepiidae. The record is from the annotation of a GenBank genome assembly.
AUGAUGAAAUGCAUUUCUGAUUUUGAUACAUCUAUCUAUCUAUCUAUCUAUCUAUCUUGCUGUUCAUUCUAUCUUCGAAAUGUUUCUAUCUAUCUAUCUAUCUAUCUAUCUAUCUAUCUAUCUAUCUAUCUAUCUAUCUAUCGAACUGUUUCUUUCUAUCUAUCUAUCUAUCUUACUGUUCAUUCUAUCUGUCGAACUUUAUAUAUCUUACUGUUCAUCUAUUCACUGUUCAUUCAUUAUCUAUCUAUCUAUCUAUCUAUCAUUCAUCUAUCAUUAUCUUUACAUUUUAUCUAUCUAUCGAACUUGACGUUAACUCAAAUACGUGUACCCACUAAAAUUCAAUCAAUCAAUGAAUCUAUCUAUCUAUCUAUCUAUCUAUCUAUCUAUCUAUCUAUCUAUCUAUCUAUCUAUCUAUCUAUCUAUCUAUCUCAGGUUGUUCAUUAUCUAUCUAUCUAUCUAUCUAUCUAUCUAUCUAUCUAUCUAUCUAUCUAUCUAAAUGUUUUCCUGUCUAUCUAUUUUCGUUAA